Sorghum bicolor (sorghum) is the source of this 2023-nucleotide messenger RNA. RefSeq lists its product as uncharacterized. Gene Ontology annotation, cellular component: plastid. Bases 172 to 1626 code for a protein of 484 amino acids. The transcript is spliced from 13 exons. The record is from RefSeq and is a predicted model, not a curated record. Lineage: Eukaryota; Viridiplantae; Streptophyta; Magnoliopsida; Poales; Poaceae.
CCCAUUGACCCGCAAGCACGGAACGCGCCAGCCAAGCGUGUAGGUCGCUGUCUGCUGCCAUAGCUCGCCCCGUCUGCCUGCGCGGAUGAAGCUAGGGAGCUCGCCCUGUAAACGCCCGCCCGCUAGCCCCAACUACCAGCAAUCAUUUCACAGCAGCGCGGCGCCGAGAAGAUGGGCUCCCCGUCCUACAAGCUUGCGGCGGCGAUCACGGUCCCCUCGACCGGCGAGUUCCUCGUCGUCCGGCAGCCGCGCCCGCCAUCCCCACCCGAUGAGGAAGAGGACUACCGGCGGUUCGUCGACAGCGACCUCUACGACCUCCCGUCCGCGCCCCUCGCGCCACUCGCGGGGACACUCCGGUCGGAGGUGGCCAUAGGCGGCGCGGACUCUGUCGCCGUGCGCCUCGACCUCUCGCGCCUCGACGUGUCCGCCGCCCUUGAUCAGAUUUUUGAUCAAUUUGGCUUGCCGGAUGGGAUGCGUGGGGAGUGGAGGCUCCUCAAGUAUGUGGAGGAAGCAGAGUUUGGCCCGGAUGCUGGCAUUAACACGGUGUACAUCAUCGGGUCACUUGAGUCGAAAUUGGAUGCACCACAAGAGUCAUGUAAGUGGAUGUCCAAGGAGUGUGCAUUGAGGUUGCUUUCAGAAGCGAAGCCAGGUAAUGAUCGCAUAGGACAGUAUGCAUAUAUUGGAAUUUUGAAUUCGGAGCUGUCAUCAAACACCACAACUUCCCCUGCAUUGCCCUCCCAGGAAUACCCACCUGGAAUAACACUUGUACCUAUGAAGAGUAGGACACUAGCACCAUUCCGUACAACUAAUCUUGUGGUAGUACGAUCAACCAAUGGUGCUGGUGGAUCUACAUGUUCUGAAUUUUUUGCUUCGGGGGACGCUCUGCUUAUAGAUCCUGGAUGCAGCUCUCAGGUUCAUGCAGAGCUUGCAGAUCUCGUCAACUCCCUUCCAAAAAGGUUAUUAGUUCUUGUUACACAUCAUCAUCAUGAUCACAUUGAGGGUCUUUCAGUCGUUCAGAGAUGCAAUCCUGAUGCUGUUCUUCUGACACACCAAAGUACAAUGGAUCGCAUCGGGAAAGGAAAUUGGCAGAUUGACUACACUUCAGUAACUGGUGGUGAAAAGAUAUGCAUAGGUAACCAAGAACUGCAAGUUGUUUUUGCACCUGGUCAUACAGAUGGUCAUAUGGGGCUUCUCCAUGUAAAUACCAAUACAUUGGUUGUUGGAGAUCAUUGUGUAGGGCAUGGAAGUGCAACUUUGGACAGUAGAAAUGGUGGCAACAUGAAGGAUUACUUUGAAACUACAUACAAAUUCAUGGACUUGUCACCACAUGUAUUAAUUCCAAUGCAUGGAAGGAUCAACCUAUGGCCCAAGUAUAUGCUUUGUGGAUACCUCAGGAAUCGAAGGGCUAGAGAAGCGUCCAUUCUGCAAUCCAUUGAGAAUGGGGCCCAAACUCUGUUUGAUAUAGUUUCAAAGACUUACAGUGAUGUCGACAGGAAGUUUUGGAUUCCUGCUUCUUUCAAUGUCCGCCUUCAUGUUGAUCAUCUGAACUCCCUACAUAAAUUGCCCAAGGAUUUCUCUUUGGAAAUGUUCAGUCGAAGUUGUGAUGAUUUUAUCUCUAAAGUUUGAUGGCAAGAUUUCUCAUUGGAGAACUUUAAGGAAAGCUGUGGAGUGCAUUUCAUAUUCCGUUGGGCGGUGGCAUAUGUGCAUUCCAGGAGCUCCCCAGCUAUCCUUGCGGCAAGUGCCAUUGCUGGUGGUCUUGCAAUUGCUUGUGCUCUCAGAAGGAACUAAUGGAAGCAAUCAUAGAUUCUUUAGGUCGAUAAUUUUCCAGCUACAUGAACAUUAUAUUAUUAUUCCCAGUAUUCUGCUACCAGUAUGUUGAGUCGAAAGGUGAGUUGCCAAAACUCUUAUUCCGCAAUUAGUGACCGUGAUUACCAAAUCUAUACACAAGAGAAGUAUCCAGACUAGGAGCAUGUGAAGUGACAAGUGAGGGAUUCCGAUCUGAGUUCUUAGGAUUUCAAUGAAA